Vitis riparia (riverbank grape) is the source of this 3688-nucleotide messenger RNA. Its product is annotated as DNA polymerase delta catalytic subunit. Gene Ontology annotation, molecular function: DNA-directed DNA polymerase activity; 3'-5'-DNA exonuclease activity; nucleotide binding. The transcript has 31 exons. The record is from RefSeq and is a predicted model, not a curated record. Gene Ontology annotation, cellular component: delta DNA polymerase complex. The coding region runs from base 81 to 3350 and encodes 1089 amino acids. Gene Ontology annotation, biological process: base-excision repair, gap-filling; DNA replication proofreading; nucleotide-excision repair, DNA gap filling. NCBI's taxonomy places the organism in Eukaryota, Viridiplantae, Streptophyta, Magnoliopsida, Vitales, Vitaceae.
CUCCAAAAACUGGCGGGAAUCCAGUGUUCCCCUCCCUCUCUCCCUCCACUCUCACUCCGCACUCUUCCAUCCACCCAGCCAUGCCUGCCACCACAGCCACCAAGAAACGCCCUCAGCCGCCGCAGCCGUCUCCAUCGCAGCCUCAGCCCAAGCACCAAGCAUCAUCCUCACCCUUGGCGGAAGAAGACCUCGACGAGGACGUUUUCCUCGAAGAAACCCUCAUCCUCGAGGACGAGCACAUCCUCCGCGACAUCGAGGACCGCCGGGCCCUCGCCUCGCGCCUCUCAAAGUGGGCUCGUCCCCCUCUCUCCUCAGCCUACCUAUCUUCGUCCCAGAGCAUCGUUUUUCAGCAGCUGGAGAUUGAUUAUGUGAUCGGGGAGAGUCACAAGGAGCUUAUGCCCAAUUCGUCUGGCUCCGCGGCAAUUAUCCGGAUCUUUGGGGUCACCAGGGAAGGACAUAGUGUUUGCUGCAAUGUUCAUGGAUUUGAGCCAUAUUUCUACAUCAGCUGUCCUCCAGGAAUGGGACCCGACGAUAUCUCUCGUUUUCAUCAGGUUCUCGAGGGGAGGAUGAGGGAGGUCAAUAGGAACAGUAGGGUUCCCAAAUUUGUCCGACGUAUUGAAAUGGUGCAGAAAAGGAGCAUUAUGUAUUAUCAGCUGCAGAGUUCCCACCCUUUCCUUAAAAUUGUUGUUGCAUUGCCAACAAUGGUUACCAGCUGCCGUGGUAUUCUUGACAGAGGCAUACAAAUUGAAGGUUUUGGCAUGAAGAAUUUUGUGACAUAUGAAAGCAAUGUUCUUUUUGCUCUUCGUUUCAUGGUUGAUUGCAACAUUGUUGGAGGAAAUUGGAUAGAAGUUCCUGCUGGAAAAUAUAAGAAAACAGCAAAGAACCUGUCUUAUUGCCAGUUAGAGUUUGAUUGCUUGUACUCAGAGUUGACCAGCCAUAUCCCAGAAGGUGAAUUCUCAAAAAUGGCUCCAUUCCGCAUAUUGAGUUUUGACAUUGAGUGUGCUGGUCGUAAAGGCCAUUUUCCUGAGCCAACCCAUGAUCCUGUUAUCCAGGUGGCCAAUCUUGUUACUUUGCAAGGAGAGGAUCAGCCGUUUGUCCGUAAUGUUAUGACCCUUAAGUCAUGUUCGCCAAUAGUUGGUGUCGAUGUGAUGUCAUUUGAAACAGAAAGAGAAGUCUUGCUAGCUUGGAGGGACUUUAUCCGUGAAGUGGACCCUGAUAUUAUAAUUGGAUAUAACAUCUGCAAAUUUGAUUUGCCAUAUCUCAUUGAGAGAGCUUCGGUCCUCGGCAUAGCAGAAUUUCCAAUACUUGGCCGCAUCAGGAAUAGUCGGGUCCGUGUCAAAGAUACCACUUUUUCUUCAAGACAGUAUGGAACAAGGGAGAGUAAAGAAGUUACUGUGGAAGGGAGAGUGCAAUUCGAUUUGCUUCAGGUUAUGCAACGGGAUUAUAAAUUAAGUUCUUAUUCACUGAAUUCUGUGUCUGCACACUUUCUUUCUGAGCAGAAAGAGGAUGUCCACCAUUCAAUAAUAUCUGAUCUUCAGAAUGGGAACGCGGAAACCAGGAGGCGGCUUGCUGUAUACUGUUUGAAGGAUGCUUAUCUCCCACAGCGGCUUUUGGACAAACUGAUGUUCAUUUACAAUUAUGUUGAGAUGGCUCGUGUUACAGGUGUCCCUAUCUCCUUUCUUCUUUCCAGAGGGCAAAGCAUUAAGGUACUUUCUCAACUUCUUAGGAAGGCAAAACAGAAGAACCUUGUUCUUCCCAAUGUCAAACAAGCAGGAUCUGAACAAGGAACAUAUGAAGGUGCAACUGUUUUGGAGGCGAACGCAGGAUUCUAUGAAAAGCCAAUUGCAACAUUGGAUUUUGCAUCACUAUAUCCAUCUAUCAUGAUGGCAUAUAAUUUAUGUUACUGCACUCUGGUAACACCUGAAGAUGUUCACAAACUCAACCUCCCACCAGAAUGUGUCAACAAAACUCCAUCCGGUGAAAUAUUUGUUAAAUCAAGUUUACAGAAGGGCAUUCUUCCGGAAAUUCUUGAAGAACUAUUAGCUGCCCGUAAAAGAGCAAAAGCAGAUUUGAAGGAAGCAAAGGAUCCUCUUGAGAAGGCUGUGCUAGAUGGUCGUCAGCUUGCCUUGAAGAUAAGUGCGAAUUCUGUAUAUGGGUUUACAGGAGCCACUGUUGGCCAGUUACCAUGUUUAGAGAUAUCUUCUAGUGUUACAAGCUAUGGUCGGCAGAUGAUCGAGCACACAAAAAAACUGGUGGAAGAGAAAUUUACAACACUUGGGGGCUAUGAACAUAAUGCUGAGGUGAUAUAUGGGGACACAGAUUCAGUUAUGGUGCUUUUUGGCGUGUCCACAGUGGAAGCAGCAAUGAACUUGGGUAGAGAGGCAGCAGAAUAUAUCAGUGGAACUUUCAUGAAGCCCAUCAAACUAGAGUUCGAGAAAGUUUAUUAUCCAUAUCUACUGAUUAGCAAGAAAAGAUAUGCUGGUUUGUUAUGGACAAACCCAGACAAGUUCGACAAAAUGGAUACAAAAGGCAUUGAAACUGUUCGAAGAGACAAUUGUCUAUUGGUUAAAAAUCUGGUAAAGGAGUGCCUCCACAAAAUACUAAUUGACAGGGACAUUCCUGGCGCAGUUCAGUAUGUCAAGAAUACAAUUGCAGAUCUUCUCAUGAACCGCAUGGAUUUGUCACUUUUGGUUAUUACUAAGGGUUUGACAAAGACUGGAGAUGAUUAUGAAGUAAAGACAGCUCAUGUUGAACUUGCUGAACGUAUGCGCAAGCGAGAUGCUGCAACUGCUCCAAAUGUUGGGGAUCGAGUACCAUAUGUUAUUAUUAAAGCAGCAAAAGGUGCCAAGGCUUAUGAAAGAUCGGAAGACCCCAUCUAUGUGCUGGAAAAUAACAUACCAAUAGACCCUCAAUACUACCUUGAAAAUCAAAUUAGCAAGCCACUUUUAAGAAUUUUUGAACCCAUUUUGAAGAAUGCUAGCAAGGAGCUUCUCCAUGGAAGUCACACAAGAUCUAUUUCCAUCUCAACUCCUUCAAAUAGUGGCAUAAUGAAAUUUGCAAAGAAACAACUCAGUUGCAUUGGCUGCAAAGCUCUAAUUAGUAAUACAGACAGAACUCUCUGCUCACACUGCAAGGGAAGAGAAGCUGAACUUUAUUGUAAAACAGUAGCUAAUGUGUCUGAGUUGGAGAUGCUUUUCGGAAGGCUUUGGACACAGUGCCAGGAGUGCCAAGGUUCCCUCCAUCAGGAUGUGCUUUGUACAAGUCGAGAUUGUCCAAUAUUUUAUCGGAGAAAGAAGGCACAGAAAGACAUGGCUGAAGCCAAGCUGCAAUUAGAACGGUGGAACUUCUAAGAUUCUUCUGAGGGUCACUCAUUUUCAUCACAAGUUUGGAAAGAGAAAAUAGAUGGUGCACGAGCUUGCUAGAAAUGAUUGUUUUGACUUGUGAGAGAAAGGUCUUUUGAUGUCUGUGCAACAUUUGCAGGUUUUGGUGGCCCAGUUACUUGACGUAUCGGUGUAGAACAUGUUGCAUGUUUGGCAUGUUUGAGAUGAAGGCCUUCAAACUAACUGAUUUGUAAAGGAGUUGGACACUACAGGAUACAGGGUUUGCCUGAAUUUUCUUAUCCUGUUAUGGGCGACGAUUGGAGGUAUAAAUUUAUUUUUAAGUGAUACAAAAAUUUUGCCAGGAAUCA